Penicillium expansum is the source of this 1863-nucleotide messenger RNA. RefSeq names its product DUF3176 domain-containing protein. The record is from RefSeq and is a predicted model, not a curated record. The coding region runs from base 1 to 1863 and encodes 620 amino acids. NCBI's taxonomy places the organism in Eukaryota, Fungi, Ascomycota, Eurotiomycetes, Eurotiales, Aspergillaceae. The transcript has 3 exons.
AUGGAAUCCAGCGAUCACGCUGAAAGGACAGAAAGGCCACGCUCAGACUCGGUGUCGAGUGUGCAUUCUCAUGACCACUUCAUCGAGAGGCUCUUUAUCGAGAGCGAAAACAAUCUCAGCAGAGACGUACUGCCACUAAGACCUCUGAUCGAGCCCAUUCCUGACUUGACACCCGAGUCAGCCGCUGAAUCUGUUGAGGGCCAAAAAGAGGAAAAGAAACCGACAGAAAACAUAUCCUCUACAUCAACUUCAACCUGGUUUGUCUUGGAAGGACUGGCGAUAGUUCUAUCCCUUUUAUUACUGAUCGCCAUCAUUGUCACCUUGUCUCAGUUUGACGGCCAUCCCCAACCUGCCUGGAAAUAUGUAUCGCUGAACUCCGUAAUCUCCUGGUUAAGCACCAUCUCGAAAGCAUGUGUGCUGUUUGUCAUCAGUGAAGCGUUGGGACAAUUGAAAUGGGUGUGGUUUACGCAAAAGACUCAAUCGCUGCCCGAUCUAGGGACUUUUGAUAGAGCCAGUCGUGGGUUGCAUUUCGCAGUUUUGGGCAGUCUGGCUGUCAUUCUCGCACUCGCCUUCGAUCCCUUCACCCAGAACCUGGUGCACUAUUAUUCGAAGCUGGUCACUGAUGUCUCGCAAAUUGCGACUGUGUCGAGUUCCGUUUUGUACAACGUGAUUGGUCUAACAAUUCACUCUGGCGCAGUAUGGUACGUGGACCCGGUAUUCAAGGCCAAUGUCUACAGUUCGCUACUCAACAACGACAAGACGAAGCCAUGGUCUAUCCCACAAUAUACCUGCAGCACUGGAAACUGCACCUGGGAUCCAAUUGCUACCUUAGAACUGACUUCGAGCUGCGCGAACAUCACAGAUCAUCUGAAGUUUGUUUGUUAUAACGACAAAGAGUUCAUUGCCGGAUACGGGGGGCCAAACUGCUCUGUCAAUCUUCCGGGCAGCCCUACCUCAGCGAGCUUCGUGUUCAAUAAAUCAGAUGGCUACCCAGUCACAGUAGCAGCCGUCAAAUCAACCCAGGCAAUAGUGUACAAAAAUCCAUAUCACUUUGCUACGCAGAUGAUAGCCCCAGACGGACUGCUAUUGGAAGGACCAUUUCUACCGGGAAAGACCAAAUGGCAGGCACUAGAAUGUGCCCUGAUUCCCACAGUCCGGAGCGUCCGUACAACCGUUACAAAUGGCACCUAUCACGAAGAGAGCCUAGCUACCUGGACGAACAUCACAUUUCAAUACGAGCCUUCAGGACCAGGAUACUAUCUCUAUCCGCCGUGGGGACCGGACAUGGGAAUGGAACAUAACCAGAGCUUUGUAUUGAGCUCACUGUCCUUUGUCGCGAUGGGAUGGUUCUUCAACAGUAUCUUCGGCGGCCGCGCGAAACUCAGUUCCCGAUUUGGAGUUACGUUUACCUCCUCCGCCGAUUCGUAUGCUGGCGCCGAUAUCAUCGAGGCCAUCGCAUACGCCAACAUUACCGGCUGUACAGCUAACACGGCCGAGAAAUUGCAAUGUGUUGUGGAAAAUGUGGCGGCGGCAGCAUCCAAGACCUUUCGGGACUCAGUGGCUCCGGGCUACGAGCCAGGAAACGGUACGAUUGUUGGCCAGGCAAAGUCCAGCAUGACUUAUGUUGCUGUUCAUUGGCAGUGGAUUGCUCUCCCGGCUGUAGUGUGGCUUCUAGGUCUUGCGACUUUGAUAGGUACUAUAUGGAAGACCCGACGGGGUAGCGUUCCACAGUGGAAGAAUGAUCUGAUACCUUUGUUGUUCUUGUAUAAAAAUGAACAGGAUGAGGGUGUCCCGGGCGAGAGGACAGACAGUCUCAAAGUGAGACUAUACAAAAGCGAUGAUAGGAUGGUGUUAGGUGAAUAG